Messenger RNA from Cucumis sativus (cucumber), 2137 nucleotides. RefSeq names its product chaperone protein dnaJ 49. The coding region runs from base 368 to 1414 and encodes 348 amino acids. Gene Ontology annotation, cellular component: endoplasmic reticulum membrane. NCBI's taxonomy places the organism in Eukaryota, Viridiplantae, Streptophyta, Magnoliopsida, Cucurbitales, Cucurbitaceae. Gene Ontology annotation, molecular function: Hsp70 protein binding. Gene Ontology annotation, biological process: cellular response to misfolded protein. The record is from RefSeq and is a predicted model, not a curated record. The transcript has 3 exons.
GGUAUUCUAUUCUAAGUUAUUUUCUUUUGUUUUUCUCAAUGUUCUCCUUGAAAGUCCCCAACUCAUCUCUUUUGUAUAUCAAAACAAAAAAAGUCCUCUCUUACUCACGAAUGAACGCCAUUGCAGCACCUCAAUCUCCCCUCCUCGGUCUUCAUCGCUAACAAUUUUCUUCUAUGAUUCCAAUCUUCACAAUGAAUCUGGAUCCUCACCUUUCUCCAACUUUCAACCCUUCAAUCUCCUUUUAUCAGGUCUUCUCUAUCUCGAGUAUGUAUCCAGUCUAGUUGGAAUUGUAUUGGGCUGAAGGUAAUUCCGGAGUUUAGGUUUUUUUUUUUUUUUGGGGGGGGUGUGGGGGUUUGUCGGUGUGAUUAUGGAUGGGAAUAAGGACGAAGCUUUGAGAUGUAUUCGUAUAGCGGAAGAAUCAAUUGCGUCGGGGAAUAAAGAGCGAGCACUUAGAUUCAUUAAAAUUGCUCGUCGUCUUAAUCAGAGUGUGCAAGUCGACGAGCUAUUGGCGGCGUGUGAGGAGAUCGGUUCGGGAUCAUCCGAGGAGAAACGUGCAGGAAAAGGUGAGAGUGUUUCUGGUUCGGUGAAACAUGGUGACGGUUUGAAUGGUGAACGUAAUUACAGUAUGGAACAUGUUCAAUUGAUUAGGCAGAUAAAAACAACCAAGGACUAUUACGGAAUUCUUGGUGUGGAGAAAACUAGUUCGGCUGAAGAGAUUAAGAGGGCUUAUAGGAAACUCUCCUUGAAAGUUCACCCUGAUAAAAACAAGGCUCCUGGUUCUGAAGAAGCGUUUAAGAAAUUAUCCAAGGCUUUCAGUUGUUUGAGCGAUGAUACUUUAAGAAGGCAAUAUGAUCACACGCCUUUGGUUGAUCAGUAUGAGUACAACCAACAGCAUAAUGUAAGGCAAAGGAGAAGGAGAAAUGGUCAUGAUUUGUUCGAAGAAAAUUUUGAUCCUGAUGAGAUAUUCAGGGCGUUCUUUGGGCAGGGAAAUAUGUUUCAGACGAGUCGUGCUUAUACGUAUAGAACUGGAGGUGCAGGAAGCCAACAAAGGACAGAAUCUUAUGGGGGAGGUCCCAACUUUUUGAUCAUUCUUCUAAUGUUACCAUUCUUGUUAAUUUGCUUGUUGGCUUACAUGCCAUUUCCAGAGCCGGAAUAUGCUUUGCAUAAAAGUCUGUCCUAUAGUAUUCCUAUGGCUACAGAGAAGCAUGGAGUGGAGUUUUUUGUCAAAUCAUCAGAUUUUGAUGAAAGAUAUCCUCUUGGAAGCCCAGGUCGAGUUGAAUUAGAGAAUAGUGUGCUGAGAGAUUAUAGAAACAUGGUUUGGCGUUACUGUCAUAUAGAACUUCAGAGACGCCAGUGGAACAAAAAUCUCCCUACUCCUCACUGUGAGAAGCUGAAUACUCUCGCUGUAGCAUGAAGCCGUUAACCUUUCUUGAAUAUGAAGACUGCAACAUUAAGUUGGUUGUUUCUCGAUGCUUUGGAUCCCAUUUUGAUCUAGUCUAUUAUGUCACUCAUGUGUUAGGCGGUUCAGACUCAGAUUUUUUAAUGCACCUUUGCUGUUUGAUCCCUGAGAAAUCUUUUUCUUUGUUGAACAAGGUAUAUUAUAGUUGUAGAUCCUUUGUUCGAAACUUCAAACUCCUAAAUAUCAUUUCCUCUCUGAUUUGUACUAAUUGAUCUUGGGAAAGAAAGUGUUUUGAUAUAGUUAUAUAUAUGUGAAUCUACUGUGUGAAGUUCCACAUAUUUGCCUGUAUUGAAGGCAAUGUGCAAGUAUGAUACCCAGAAAUUGCCAACUGAUGGGAAACAGAGCAUAUUUUAAAUUAAAGCAGGUCAUAUAGGUGAAUUUUGACGUUUUGAUACUCCAUGCUCAUAUGCGGAACAGAAUGCUUAUGGCUGGAACACGGGGCUAUUGUCCGAAGGUUUCUUUGGGUUGUGUUGAUUCAAUCACUCGACACCAUUUGCCAUCAACGACCCUGGACUGGUACUACCAUCUAUAAUUUUUCUACAUCACGUCGUCUUGAAAUUAGUGUGACCCAUUUUCUGAAUGAAGUCAAAAUAAAUGUACGAAACUGAAAGAUGAUAUUGAUUUGUUUCUGUACAUUUUUCAAAUAAUACUAAAGCGAAGCUUAAGUUUUUACUUAUA